Cuscuta europaea is the source of this 2951-nucleotide messenger RNA. The record is from the annotation of a GenBank genome assembly. Lineage: Eukaryota; Viridiplantae; Streptophyta; Magnoliopsida; Solanales; Convolvulaceae.
CGGCAAGGGCAAGUCCAAGAUCGAAAAUUUGGGGCCAGAUGACGGCGAUGAAUCUGAGCUGUGCUGCGGGAUAUGCCUGCUGGAAGCCGGAAAUGGUCGAUCCAUAAUUCAAGGAUGUAUCGACAGUUGCGAGCACUUCUUCUGCUUCUUGUGCAUCAUGGAGUGGUCCAAGGUUGAAUCCAGAUGCCCUAUGUGCAAGCGCCGAUUCUCCACCAUCCGUCGCCCUCCCAAUCCCCCUCUCUUCCUUUCAGAACGCCUAGUUCCCGUUCCUUGUCGCGAUCAGGUAUACCAUCAUUUUGGAAAUGUGACAACCGGGCCAUCCGACCCAUACUCAGAUGCCCGAUGCAAUGUGUGUCAUAAAUCUGACAAUGAAUGUCUUCUUUUACUAUGUGAUUUAUGUGAUUCCGCAUCUCAUACUUACUGUGUCGGCCUUGGCUCGAAUGUCCCGGAUGGCGAUUGGUUUUGCUCAGAUUGUACUAUUCUUAGGACUGAACACACAAAAACUGACACUAGGGAUGAUUCUGGCACUCAACUCAAACAACCUGACACAUCAUGUCAUCAAAUAUCUCCUAUGGGUGAAUGCGUGUCUAUCUUUGAUAUUGUCCGAGAACCAAACACUAGAUAUGUUGAAGGUUUGUCCUUAAUUAAAUCAGAUCCAAAUAGGUCAUCACCUCGAGCUGUUACUAGAGAAAGAGAUGAUAAGUUGGCUUCUUCAAGAACUAAUAAGCUUUCUGCUAAAACCUUGUGGAGGUGCCGUAACGUGCAUGACCGUAUACGCACCUUACGUGAAAAUUGGGAUGGGUUACAAAGUGGGUCCAUGUGUUUCCCGUCCAGCAAGAACCAUGACUGUGGGACCGAUGGACCACAACGUUCAGAUGAGAUAGAUAAGGCCUGGAAGAUGAUGGGUAUUGCCAAGUCAAUGAUGAACAAGCAUGAUGGGACCAAGACACUUACCCAAGCCUCGAAACACGCUCAUAAGAAAAUAGUUACCCAUAUAGAAGCAAAAGUCGAGCAUGUGGAGAAGAUAAGUACAUUUAGCAUAUCAUCAUCCCGCUCACAUUCUUUGAUGAGGUCAGCACAAAGUGUCUCGAGUAUUCCUUCUGAAGAGAAACUCUGUCUUUAUUCCUCAAGAAACAACAACGCUGGAACACUGAAGGAUGAAGUUGGGAUAGAAAAAGUUGACGAGAGGAGAAAAGCUAGAGAUAGAUAUGAAGCCAAGAAAGAGGUUCAAUGUCUGGUCAAGCUCAAUUUGAAACUCCUAUCCGGGGAUAAAAAACUAGAAGCAGAAAAAUUUAAAGAGAUUGCCAGACUUUCCACUCACUCCAUCCUAGAAGCUUGCGGUUUGGAGGCUCGACGCCCUGGAAUUCCUUCAUUCCCAAACUCGAAUAUGUGCAUCCAUGUCGAAGGCGGCCGUGAAAUAAGAAGAUCCACUUUGAUGCCCAAAUCCUGCCGCGAAUGUUUCUAUUUAUUUGUAAAAGACGUUGUCAACACCAUACUGUCAGAGAGAAAAGGAAGCGUGGGUCAGGACUCAGGACCUAGAUCGGUCACUCUCUAGCUACGCCCCUGUUAGACCUAGAUCGGUCACUCUCUAGCUACGCCCCUGUUAGACCUAGAUUGGUCACCCUCUAGCUGCGCCCCUGUCUUCCUGUAAAGUUGUCUAUUUAUUAGUUCAAAAUUCAGCUUGCUGUCCUGGAUAUAGUAAGGCGCUCGUCUUUUGAGGAGUUUGGCCCUGAACUCAUUCUCCAUCAGCUUGCCGUUAUGGAUAUAGUUGUUCAGCUCGAACACCUGCUAGGGCUUUACAAGGGAUAUUGCAUUGACACGAAAUCUCCGUAUAUGAGGUAGACUUGGACUCGGUUCGGGUCACCUGACCCGUGACCCGGCCUGGCCCGCUGCUGUGCGGGCCCGGGACCGGCCCACUAUUGUGCGGGCCCGAGAUCGGCCCGGUGGUGGUCCGGGACCAGGUGUAGACCCGAACCGGGGGGAUGGGCGGGGCGGGCUCGGUUCCGGAAAUAGUUGACCCGGCCCGGUCGGGUCGGGCCCGGUCCGGGUCCAACGGUCACAAUUUUUUUAAAAAAAUUGUUUUGGACUUUUGGGCCAAACUAGCCGUUGGGGGGUGAGCUGGGGACAACCCUAUCCCAACAUUUUAUGGAUGAAUCUACAACCGAGGGUGACUCUACCUAUGUCGGAGAUUCCGAUUGAUUAGUAUUUCACUAUUUCAUGUUUUAAUUUUACAAAAUGUAUUUCAUAUUGUAUGUUUCUCUUAAUUGUCAAAUGUAGUUCCUAUUUCAUUUCAAAUAAAUGCACUUGAAGUUUGUUUUUAAUACUUGUAUAAAACUAUAAAGUAUAAAACUAUAAAUUAUAAAAAAAAAUUAGUUUUAACCGGCCCGGCUCGGCCCGGCGAGUGGCCCAACCCGUGACCUGGGCGGGUGGCCCGGCCCGAACCGGAUCCGUCCAACCCUCAGGCCGGUCCCGGGUCCAUGAGAUACAAACCGGCGGCCCGACCCGGCUCGAGUCCAUGCCUAAUAUGAGGCAUCCAAAAAUUUGCACCGAGCGAUUUUGCUGGUGUACUAUGGGAGCCUGCAUGCAUUGUCCGCACUUUUGUCAUUUGAGCUUCAAGAGUAUAUCGGCCUCAACAUUCUCUAUGUGGGAGAUUUGCCCUACCCUUAAUUGCUUCAAUCGAGUGAUCUCUUCUUUUGUCAGCUUCGGCUUAUAUGGCUGACCACCUGUAAUACUCCAAAUUUUUAAAACAUGACUAGUAAAUUUAUUUUGGACCAAAAUACCAAAGAAUAAAAAAAAAUCAAAAAUAAAAUGAAAAUAAAAUAGAUAACAAUUUAUCAUACAAGAAUAAAGUUGUAUAAGUCAAAAUUCUCAAAAAUACCAAAUAGUGUCCUAAACACAUCUAUACACCUAUAUAACUUUAUAUAAAUCAUAUAAACCUAAAAUAGCCAUUU